GUUUUUAAGCGCGGCUGUGUUAUCGUGGAAACCGAUUCCUUUGUGCAGUUUUUGCUCAGCGCUAUGACGUAUUCUUGAAAGUACCUCACAUUCGUAGUGUUAGCAUAGUAAAAACUAUUUAAUGCGAACUGUGAUUUGAACAGUUGCCUGACGUCGACAAAAAAAUAACAAAUAAUAAUCAGAUCACUUACGUCAGUUAUAAUAGAGUUGUUUCACGAAAGUGUCUAUACGAAUUUUAGUGUCAAUCCGUGACUCGACGAGAACGCAUCGCGAUUAGAACACCGAAGAAACAGCGUGAAAUUUGCAGAGCCAAAAAAAAUAUAAAAACAUUUAAAUUUAACCCGCCCCAAUCAAACUCUUAGUUCUGUCUGCAGCUAAUAAAAUACAGACGUGCGAUAAUUGAAUGGGAGUGUGCUGUGUUGUGCCCGAUCGGAACAGUCGCUUAAUUUUUAAUUACCCAAAUAGUAUUUGAUAGUACGUAUCAAUGGUUUUGUGAAGCUCUUUUGCAAUGGAUGUUCUUGGCGAGAAAUGGAUAACGCCAUUCGUGAAACAGAGUUUCGUGACAUGCGGUGUGUCGAUAAACAUGGCGGCCGCGGGCCUCGUGAUGGGUUUUACCACAGGCCUCUUGGAACAGCUGGGGGCACCAGACUCUCCCAUACCUGUGGACGAUGCUUCAGGAUCUUGGAUAGCGGCCAUUCCAGGAUUCUCGUUGGUCGUGGGAAACUUCAUCGUUCCCUCGGUUAUGGCGAGAUACGGAAGGAAAACAGCAAAUCUGAUCAGCAUCGUGCCCCUUAUAAUUGGCUGGAUCGGCAUAGUGUUGGCAAACAGCAUCACAGCUCUAUUCAUAGCCAGAUUCUUGCAAGGUCUGUGCAUGGGCAUGGCCACAUCACUGGGUUCCACUUUGAUCGGUGAAUACGCAAGUCCAAGAAACCGUGGAGUGUUUUUAAUGACAAUAUCCAUUUCUAUAGCCUUUGGAGUGCUUUGCGUUCACGCCAUGGGCUCGUAUCUGGACUGGAAAACAUCUGCAAUAGUGUGUGGUUCUGUAGCUUUAAUAGAUUUGGUCAUUGUGAUAUUUUCUCCGGAGUCGCCUAGUUGGUUAGCCGACCAAGGAAAGUACGAUGAGUGUAAGAAAGUCUUCAGAUGGCUCCGCGGAACUAAGGAGGAACAAGAGUUAAAAAAUUUAAUCGAAGCCAGCAUUAUAGUGAGAGAAUCGAAAGCGGAAGCAAAUGUGAGACGGACUCUCUUGAAGAAAAUCAAAAGUAAUGUAGUCUAUUUUAAGACAACGAUUACAAAGAAGGAGUUCUUCAAACCAAUCUUCAUAAUGAUACACAUAUACAUGAUAGGGCAGUGGAGUGGUGUAAACAUUCUUGUAACGUAUUCAAUAGUAAUAUUCAACAGAGUCGUUGGACCGGAUUGUAAUAUUCCCUUAAUGAUUAUGGCUUUGGACGGCCACAGGAUAAUCGCUAAUAUAUUUGCUAUUUACAUAAUUAAGAAAGCAAAAAGACGGACAAUGCUGUUUACCACGGUUGGAAUUAAUGUUUUGGCUUUAUUGGGAUUAGCAGCGUAUACUUAUGCCAAAGAGAACCGUUUGCUUAACACCGAUUAUCCAAUUAUAGGAAUUCUGCUGAUACAUUUAUUGAUGUUCGCGGUCGCAACGGGAACUAUAUCCCUUUGUUUCAUUAUAGCCGGUGAGAUAUUUCCAUUGGAAUACAGGAGUUUAGCCGGCGGCUUAAGCGUAUUGUUUUAUUCGGCAAACCUUUUUUUAAACGUCAAAACUAUACCAUAUCUGUUGAACAACAUCGGCGUACACGGCACGUGCUGUUUGUAUUGCGUUGUUAUAUUAUAUUGUUUGUUGAUUGCUUGGUGGUUCCUACCUGAAACGAAAGAUAGGACUCUUCAAGAUAUUGAAGAUGAGUUUAGAGGGAGACCAAUGACGAUGGAAGAGUUGAAAUCGGCCCAAUCAUUGGCAUCCUGGAAGGCCUAUAACACAGACAGAAGAUGCAGUACGCCGGUCGUAUAAGUUAAGUUAUUUUGCAUUUAGUGAUACAUUUAUGAACGAUAUUGUAAUAGCUUUUUGAUUCGAAAACACGGUGACACUUCAAACGCUCAUCAUCAGCAUGAUCAUCAGCCUUUAUCUGCCCACUACUGGACAUAGGCCUUCCCCAAUGCCUUCCAUAGAAUGCGGUCCUCCGCCUUCCGCAUCCAACGACUUCCCGCCGUGCGCACUAAGUCGUCGGUUCACCUGACGCCCCACGCUCCUGGUACCCAUCCGUGGCCUCCAUUCGAGAGCUUUCCUCCCCCACUUGGCACAGCUGGCUCGACAGAUGUGACAAGACCAUUGCCACUUUAGCCUGCUUAGCUCUAACUUACUUAGCUAUAACUAAGAGCUACGUCGUCGACUUUGGUUCUCCGUCGAAUUUCUUCGUUCCGGAUUUUGUCCCUUAGACAAAUACCAAGCAUAGCUUUCUCAAUCGCCCGCUGUGCGACUCCUAACUUAUUGGCCAGCCCCGCCGUCAGUGUCCAGGUUUCCGCGCCGUAGGUCAUCUCGGGACAUACGAUAUCAAACGCUACCGGACAUUAAUCCAUCAUUUAAAUAUCUAACCGUAUUUUUAUUUAAUUUUAUUGUAUUAAUAAACAGAGCAGACAUUGAUAGAUACACCGUCACAGCAUUUUCUCCUUUAAAUAAUUGUGAUAAAGCUUCAUUUCGUUUGAAUUAAAACAUGUAUAGUUCCAGAAAUAUUCUGAGGAGGAAUUGAUUUGAAAUUUAAGACGUCCGUUGCAAGGAAUAACGCUCAAAACGCACUGUGCUGGAGAUACUGGUUACCUUUACUGCACUAACAAUAACAGUUAGGCAUUGGUUUCAUGAAAUAUACGAAA
Messenger RNA from Bombyx mori (domestic silkworm), 2877 nucleotides. Its product is annotated as facilitated trehalose transporter Tret1. Bases 509 to 2020 code for a protein of 503 amino acids. Gene Ontology annotation, biological process: transmembrane transport. Gene Ontology annotation, cellular component: membrane. Lineage: Eukaryota; Metazoa; Arthropoda; Insecta; Lepidoptera; Bombycidae. Gene Ontology annotation, molecular function: transmembrane transporter activity. The transcript has 3 exons. The record is from RefSeq and is a predicted model, not a curated record.